UACGUUAACGCCUUACAUUCUUUUAAAAACAGUGCGAUGCGGCUCGACACUGCUGGUCAAAGCUCUACAGGCGAGUGGUGAGAUGCACACAAUUUCUGAAUCCGACGUGCACACCAAUUUCUCACGUUACGCCCUCCAAAAGGAUACAUCUUUGGAUGAGAAGGAAAUGCUCAUGACCGUCAUAAGACACACCAACACCCUUUUCAACUACUCCCUGUUACAGGACGAUCCUUCCAAAACAAUAACCUGUUACAAAUUGCGUGGCCAGGUUCUUCCCAUUGCAGACCUGUUGCAAACCGCAUUGCCAAGAGUGAAGAACAUCUUCCUGUAUCGGGACGUCGUCGGAUAUGUGGACUCUAACCUCCAUCUCAUGGCAGAGGGCCGCUAUUGGAAGUACUGGCUCCAAAUUGCUCUUAAACGUGAUAUCAAGUAUGUUGAGAACAUAGGUGAUAUAGUGUUCCCUGCUCCAUGGGAUGUCCCUGUGUUUACUUCCAUUCCCGUUACCCAUGGUGUCGUCUGGUUCUUUGCCUGUAUUUGGCUCAUGUUUAUGAAAAAAGCAAAUGAGCUGACGAAAGAUGACCCACAUAAAUGUUUCCAUGUGAUACUGAGAUACGACGAGUUAUGUAGAUAUAAGGAGGGCAUGGUUCUGAAAGUCAUGGAUAUUCUCGGAAUCGGAUGUCGGGAUAAAGAUGCAAAACAGAAAAUACGAGAGGUUUUCGGUGUUGACAGUCAGGCGGGCCAUAGAUUGUCCAGUAGGGGGCCAAGUGGGGGAGGCAGCUGGGUGGGGGACUGGGAGAUGGGGAUCAUCUUAAAGGUUAUUGAACAUGCUAACAUGGAAAUCAACCAACCAGACUUUGUAAGCAACGGGACUCUCACCCACAUUUGAAAAAUAUUCGUAACUGAAGGUACAU
Messenger RNA from Branchiostoma floridae (Florida lancelet), 911 nucleotides. RefSeq lists its product as uncharacterized. The coding region runs from base 83 to 886 and encodes 267 amino acids. NCBI's taxonomy places the organism in Eukaryota, Metazoa, Chordata, Leptocardii, Amphioxiformes, Branchiostomatidae. The record is from RefSeq and is a predicted model, not a curated record. The transcript is spliced from 2 exons.